AGAGCGAGAGAGCGAGAGGGAGAGGGAGACGCAGCAGCAGCAGCAGCACACAGCCGGGUGCCAGUGGGCGAAGAACCCAGAGCUGCCCCGAGCCGCUGAAGCAGCAAACACGCUGACUUUGAGCCAAGACGAUUUGGGUGUCUGGAAUUUACACUCCGCUGACAUCUCUCGGCUGGGCGUUGGAGUGGAACUUUCUACCUGUUCUUGUCGCAAGAGAAGCUGGUUUCUGUGACUUUUGAAGAUCUCUCCCUGGGAGGAUGGACCCCUUCUCUAUGUUGUGGUUGCUCUUGACUGCCUGUGGGCUAGACCUGUCUCAGGCUGUGAACCCCUUUGCGGUGCAACAGAUCCCGCCUGACCCUUGCUAUGACGAAAAAGGAGCACCCCGCCGCUGCAUCCCAGAGUUUGUCAACGCCGCCUUUGGGAAGGAGGUCCAUGCAUCCAGCACAUGCGGCAAGCCAGCAACUCGCCACUGUGACUCUUCAGACCCCCGGAAAGCUCACCCGGCAUCCUACCUCACAGACCUGAACACUGCUGCAAAUAUGACCUGCUGGCGCUCAGAGACCUUGCACCAUUCGCCCCAGAAUAUCACCCUCACCCUCUCCCUGGGCAAGAAGUUUGAGGUGAUCUAUGUGAGUCUGCAGUUCUGCUCUCCCCGUCCAGAGUCAGCUGCUGUUUUCAAGUCCAUGGAUUACGGCAAAACAUGGGUGCCUUAUCAGUACUACUCUUCUCAGUGCCGGAAGAUCUACGGCAAGCCCAACAAAGCCACCGUCACCAAACAGAACGAGCAGGAGGCUCUGUGCACCGAUGGGCACACAGACCUCUACCCCUUGACAGGAGGGCUCAUUGCCUUCAGCACUCUGGACGGGCGCCCAUCAGCCCAAGAUUUUGACAACAGCCCCGUCCUUCAGGAUUGGGUGACGGCCACUGACAUCCGGGUCAUUUUCAGCCGCCCCCAUUUGUUCCGGGAACUAGGGGGCCGGGACCAUGAGGACGAGGAUGGUGGGGCCAGCUCUUCUUCGUACUACUAUGCCGUGGGCGAGUUUCAGGUCGGGGGGCGCUGCAAGUGCAAUGGCCAUGCCUCACGCUGCGUGAAGGACAAAGAAGGCAAGCUGGUGUGUGACUGCAAGCACAACACGGAGGGCCCUGAGUGCGACCGCUGCAAACCAUUCCAUUAUGACCGUCCGUGGCAGAGGGCCACUGCCAGGGAGGCUAACGAGUGCCUAGCCUGCAACUGCAAUCUUCAUGCCCGUCGCUGCCGUUUCAACAUGGAGCUCUACAAACUCUCAGGACGGAAGAGUGGGGGCGUUUGCCUGAACUGUCGCCACAACACUGCUGGGCGACACUGCCAUUACUGCAAAGAGGGCUUCUACCGAGACAUGAGCAAAUCCAUCACUGACAGAAAAGCCUGCAAAGCCUGCGACUGCCACCCUGUUGGCGCAGCUGGAAAAACUUGCAACCAGACUACUGGACAAUGCCCGUGCAAAGAUGGUGUGACGGGGUUGACCUGCAACCGCUGUGCCAAAGGUUACCAACAGAGCCGAUCACCAGUGGCACCAUGCAUCAAGAUUCCUGCCGUCAAUCCCACCUCUGUGGUCACUAGCACGGAAGAACCAGCAGACUGUGACUCCUACUGCAAACCAGCCAAAGGCAACUACAAAAUUAACAUGAAAAAGUACUGCAAGAAAGAUUAUGUUGUCCAAGUCAACGUCUUAGACAUGGAGACGGUGGCCAACUGGGCCAAGUUCACUGUCAACAUCCUCUCGGUCUACAAGUGCAGAGACGAACGGGUGAAAAGGGGCGACAACUUCUUGUGGAUCCACAUGAAAGACCUGGCGUGCAAAUGCCCCAAGAUCCAAAUCAGCAGGAAGUACUUGGUCAUGGGGAUCAGCGAAAACCCCACUGACCGGCCAGGACUAAUGGCUGACAAGAACAGCUUGGUGAUCCAGUGGAGGGAUGCCUGGACUCGGCGGCUCAGGAAACUGCAGCGGCGGGAGAAAAAGGGGAAGUGCUUGAAACCGUGAUUGGUUUAGGCUCGUGUCUGUUAAUACAUGCCUCCCUUCUCUCUCGUCCCCUGUGCACUGCACCCAGCAGACUGUUCCUAGAGACUCUGUACAUAUACAUAUCAUGUGAAUGGAUGGACUCGCCUGUGUAUAGUGUAUAUUUUGGCAAUGAUUCUUUGGGGGUGGGGGUUGCGUGCAUGGGUCUUUUUUUAAAAAAAGUUUAUUAAGAGUAACACAGUAAUGACAAACCUUUAACAAGGAGCGAAGUGAAGGAGAAGGCUGGUGGGGCCGGUGUGAACUGAAGAGACUUGGAAGAAGACAGCUCAGAAUGUCUCUGAGCAGGAGCAUAAUUCCCACCCUGUUUUUCUUUUUUUAAAAAAACAAAAACAAAACAAUGACAGUGUUUUUCUGAUCCUGCCAAAUUCCAGAGGGACAACCACAGGAGCUGUCACUUACUGGGAAGGGGCGAGGUGGUGGGGGAGGUCAGGACGGCACAUGUGCACCGACAGAGCCAAUCUGGUGUUCCCAUCUGCACACCCACAAAUCGUUGCCCUUACUGCCAUGUUAUGCUUCCUACUUCCAGGAAGUGAUGCCUCUUCCCACUAAUCACUCCUAGAUAGUCGUAUUAAGUCUGUUAACAGUAAUCUCUCUCUCUCUUUCUUUCUCUCUCUCUCUCUCUCACACACAGGCCACAUUCACAACAUACAUUUAAAGCACUAUCAUGCCACUUUAAACAGCCAUGGCUUUCGCCCAAGAAAUCUUGGAGCUAUAAGUUUGUUAUGGGUGCUGAGUAUCAUUAGAAGGCCUCUAUCCCCCUGCCCUCCUGUCAACCUAGCAGUUCGAAAGCACAUCGAAGUGCAAGUAGAUAAAUAAGUACCACUACAGCGGGAAGGUAAACGGCGUUUCCAUGUGCUGCUCUGGUACACCAGAAGCAGCUUUGUCAUGCUGGCCACAUGACCUGGAAGCUGUACGCCGGCUCCCUCGGCCAAUAACGCGAGAAGAGCGCCGCAACCCCAGAGUCCGUCACGACUGGACCUAAUGGUCAGGGGUCCCUUUACCUUUUUAUCCCCCUGCCAAGAUCUGCAAUUCCCUGAGUUUCCUGUGAAAAGGGAUUGACUGCUAAACCACCCUGGAAUUGUGAGAUAACUAGAAGUCUCCUAACAACUCCCAGUACCCUCAGAAAUUACAGCUCCCAUAAUUCUUUGGGGGAAGACAUAAUGGUUUAAAGUUGUAUGAUAGCGCCUUAAAGGUAUGGUGUGAAUGUCCCCCCACCCCCACAGAAAACCCACCUUGGGAUACCUUAAACAGAUCUGUGGUAGGAUUGUGACAGGAACUCGGAGGUGUUAUCAUCAGUUUGGAAUGGCUUCCAAAAAAGCUCCACCCUGUUCACAGAGGCAGAAAAAGGGGUGUUUCCUCAAACAUUCUCAGGGGGGAUCGGGAUUUUUUGGGGGGACAGCGCGGUUCCUUCUUUUGUUCUGCAAGCACCAAGAGCAGCAAGAGCAGAGCUUCUGUGAUGACAUCCUGGUACCCCUUCAUAAUGCCCCGGAUGGUCUCAUUGUCCCAGGGUUUUGUGGUUUGGGGUGACAGCGGGGGGAGUGGAGGCCCUCAUGAAAUAGCGACAGAGAAUUUUUAUCAAAAUGGCCCUCUGUUGGGAGGGACAGGCAAAAAUGAAGAUGGUCUGCUGAGAAGUAUUGCCUCAUUGCUCUCUCUGUCUCUCUGACGCACAUACACUGAUAAAUUUUCCCUUGCUCAAUCAGAUAAGUUUUAAUUGAGCCAUCAAUUCAAUCUGCACAAAAUUGCAUAUGAGAAAAGCAAGUGUCCCAAAUAAACUUUCUUCAUAGAUCAGGAGUGGAAAACCUUUCAGCCUGAGGACAGGCUUCAGACCUGGCCAAGACUCCAAAUGGACGAGGUCAGAGGAUAAGUGGGUGGGGCUUAAAAGUUAAAAAUAAAGUGAAGCUGAAAUACUGAAUACAGGUGGUACCCAUAUGUCACAGUGGGCUUCCUUUUUAGAACAGUCCUUUCUCAUUCGUUCUCACAUGAAGAAAUGUCAGAUAGCACUUUCUAUCUGCAGGGUUUAGCUUGGUUUUUACAAGUGAUAUAGGUAGGCACCUUUUCAGAUGCUCAACAUAUUUUCAGUUGAUUCAUGUCUCUAACCCAGCCUUACCUGGUUGCCUGCAGAUGUGGCUGGACUACGGUGACUGUGUUGGCUGGGACUGUUAAGCACUGAAGUAAAGAAGACAACAAAGAAGAAUCUGGAGAGCAGUAGGUUGGGGGGAGGCUGAUUUAAGCUGUCAGAUGACUAAGAUUAAGGCUGAACCCAGAGUUCUCAGUGGAGAAAUUUCAGUUUGAAUUUGGGAAGGCUGGGAGGGGCAUGGGGACAAGUGCUCACCCCAUUCCACAUCCCCACAGGGAGCAGCUGUGGUAGUCAUUGGUCAUUGAAAAAGUAGUAGUGGGAAGAUCUCCAUUUUGUGCCCUUUUGGAUCCCUCUCCCAAUACCCAUAAUGCACCUUACUCCAAUUUUGCUAUCUACUGUUAGAACAGAGAAAAUAGGUUGUAAACAUGGGGCAAAUGUGUCAGAGACUCUACCUUUUGCCUUCCACCAACUUUGGGCUUCAUUGUUGACCACCACUGCCACCCCUUAUACCUCUGUGUCUCUGUGUGGGUAUCUCUUGUGUAUGUGCUUGUUUUUUCCACCUGAUGUAUUGGUCUCUGGUCCAUAAACACUUAAAGCCACAAUAAGUCUGCUAGUCUUUAAAGUGAAACAAGACUCCUUCCCGCUUUUGUGCUCUGGUUUUUGCUCAGGGUUGUAUUGAGUGCUAGUCCUAAUCAGAGCAGACCCAUUGAAAUCGGUGGACACGGCUAACUUAGGCUCUUUCAUUUCAGUGGGUCUCUGAGUAGAACUUAGUUGGAGGGCAUCCUAAGAUGCAAAUUGUGAGGUGGGCUAAUGCUCAUCUUCCAGUCUCGCCUUGCUGCCUCCUGGCUUUCAGGACUACCAGUUGCUGUAGUUCUUUUGCUGGGAACCUGAGCUGCCUGCCCUUGGAAAGUUUGCAUUUCUUGGUGGUCAGUGCCACCCCAAGACAUUUGCCACCUGAAGCAAACAACAAGGUGGUGGACCCUCUUUAACAUACAGAAGCUGUUUGAACUAGCAGCUGAGACUUAUUUUGACACAGACAGUGGGACAGUGUCUUCCUGAGGGGAGCAGGCUGGCUUAGGGGACACAGGGCAGGUUGUCCUUCAACACCUUGCCGCCACUCCCUGCCCCUCCUCCCAUCACCCAGCACCUAAUAUGACUUGACUAAGCUCUGCCUAAUAGUAGAGCUGGCGUUGUUGGUUGAGGAACCACUUGGGGAUAACAUGACAGCCUCAACAAAACCUUCUCUUUUUUUAGCUCUUCUGGCUGUCGAGGAAUGUCCGCAUCUUGUAUCUAACUGCCAUAUAAAUUUGGAUGGGUUGAAAACAUGUAAGCUGCACAGCUCAUUCCCACCAAAUACUGAACAGAAGAUAGACCUACACACAGAGCUGCACACAAACAAGCUAAGGAUCUUUUAAUGUCUGUUCCUAUCUCAUCCGAUGCUUAAUUCAUCUGCUCUGAUUAGACAGUAAGCUUUUCUUACUGUGACUAAGAAAUUGCCAGCCAGUCCUAUACAGUGGUACCUCGGUUUGCGAACGCAAUCCGUUGCACGGAGGCGUUCGCUCGUCGAGGCAUUCACUCACCGAAGGCACACUUCUGCAUGUGCACGAAGCACCAAUAGAGCGCUUCUGUGCACGCACACGCUGCACAGAUCGCUUUUGCACAUGCACGAGCUGCGCAGAUUGUGUCUGCGCAUCCGACGCCGCAGAACCCGGAUGUAAACAUUUCCGGGUCUGCGGCAUUCAUAAAUGGAGGUUUUCGUAAACGGAGGUAGUCGUAAACUGAGGUUCCACUGUACUUGCAAGCUUUCUGUGAUAUCAGGGGCCCCAAAGAAGGUCUAAGGCAUUAUGUCUUGUCAUUGGCUUGCUUCAACAAUGUCACAUCUGCCUUCUGGCUUCCAUUGGCUCAAUGGUUCUGAUGUCACUGAAGGGUUUUCCUGAAGUGUUGCCAUGACUGCCUACUGGUUGCUAUUGGCUCAGCUUUUCUGACAUCACAGAAAGUGCACCAACAUCACAGAAAGUGCUCCAAUGUCACAGAGGAUUUGCACACUUAGGACCAAACAUUUAACUGCAUGUGGAAAGUGGGGAAAAUAAUGACAUAUGAACUCUGGAGCCCGGAGACACUUAAACAGAACAGUCUAUCUCAUGUAUAGCAAUGCCUUUCAAUUCUUAAAACCAGCCUUUUCAUUGUUUUUAGUACUUUGGUUUAAUAACAGCUGCUAUUUAAAGUCACCAACGGAUCACUGCAGAGGGUUUGUAGGUACACAAGGUUAUCCUGCCAUCUGUUUGGUGCAAAGAAUGAUGAUUUCAUCAGCUUGAACAAGUGCAUAAUGAGAUGAUGAGCACCUUGGCUCAGUGCCAAUGUUAAUUCUUUUUAGCAGCAGUUUCAAAAGCCAUCUGGCUGCUGUUUCAGCAUAGUCUAAGCACUUUCAUUGUUGUUUUACCCAUAUGACUUGCAAGGCAGGUCCAGCCAGGGUACAUGAAUGCUUUCGUAUAGGAGCCAGGCAACAUAAGGCCACAACAUUGCCAUGUCCGGUCUGCCCAAGCUUUUUCCUUGAAGAGCAUAUCUCCUCAUUGCCCAUCGGGAAUGACUAAAGCACCUGAGGCCACCAUUUUGUCAGCUGCAGGGGCAAGUGGAGGUUCAGGGAGAUAGCAUCCAAAUCUUAGAGGGCCCAAAUGCCAACACCUCCCUUUGGUUUGCGGGAAUUUUAAAAAAAUUCAUACACAUUUUUGAGGAAACAUCAAGCCAAGCAGCUGCAGAUACUACCACCUUAAUUUUCCCAGAAUGCCUCUGGGCAUCAACAUACAGUCCAGGGGCAUUCUAGAGAAAUUAAGAUGACUGUAGCUUGUCUGUGGAGCACCCCCCCCUUCUGCCCCCUGGUAAGUUCAGUGGGCAGACACCACACCAGAUCAGUUAUGGGGUGGUGCUUGUUCAUAGCCCCCUCACACCUGUUGCCAAGUCUCCUGGUUAGUGCAGUGACAUCCUCCUUCAUAUUUUCAUCUUGCUCAUACCUGUAACUCAGCCAGCCAGCUCCCCCUGCUUGGAAGGAUUUCCUUUCACAGCUCUGAAAGAACCUCCUGAGGUUGAAAGCCCACCCUAUGCAGCCCCCCCCCAAAAAAAACAACCCGCUGCUGCUACUCACCCCCAUGCCAGAUUGGAUAAUUUUUUUAUGAUGCGUAAAGCAUCACUGUUUGACGAACCAUAAAUGCUACUUCUCAUAAGAUGUUGUUGAUGUUCACUUGCUUAUGAUAAUGUGUGUUUCAGGCACAAUUUCUUCUUUGCAAUGCAUGAAAGCAAGAAGGAUAGCUCACCCUACUUCACUUUAAAUGUGCAGAAGCAAUAUACCUAUGAAUACUCAAUACUCAGCAGAACGAACAACUAGGGGAAGAGAUUUCCUUUAUGUCCAGACACAUUGGCUUUCUCUCUGUUGUAAAUAGAAUGUUGGAGUAGGUAUAGGAUGAUGCUGUACUCAAACUCCCAUCAGCCCCAGCUAACUUAGCCACUGGUCUGGAAUGGUGGGAGUUGUAGUCCAAAAUAUCUGGAGAGCCACCUCUAGACAAGAUUAAAAUGGUGGCUGAAUCCAGCAAGAGUAGUCUUACCAUGCCAAUGAGAAAUGGAACAAAGAGUAAUAGAUUGACUGUGGCAUACAGCAAGGGUGGACUUUGGUAAUAUGGUGCCCUGAGCUUGGACAAAAUUUGGCAUGCCUCCUAAAUAUUUCUUAUUUGCAUCCCCUCAGCUCGGCAACCUCCCACACUACCCUAAAUCCAGCACUGCAUAUAGGCUGUAGAUCUAAGAAGUAUACUGCCAAAGGCAAAGAAGUGGGUAUCCCAGUAGAGAUAAAAUAGUAAGGCUAUUUAUUUCAAAGCUUUGGUUUCUGUCUUUCUUGGUAAUCCAGCUAGGAUUUCAAAUGAGCAGUGGAUGCUAAGGUGACAGUCUUAAGAACACAGUCAUGAUGGGGAAAGUCUUACUAAGAAGGGUGGCUUAUAUGAGAGGUGUUUUAUUUGUUUUUUGUUUUAAGGAAAUAAUUAAAUGUCAGCUUUCAAAUUAAAUUAAAGUGCAGUCCUAAACCUAUCUACUCAGAAGGAAGUCCCAUUGGGUUCAAGGGAUCUUACUCCCAGGAAGAUUGCAUAUAGGAUUACAGCCUUAGUGUGUUAAGUCUAUAGAUCCAGAAGUAUGGAUGCUUUUGGAAUCUGAUGACUAAGGAGUCACCCAAUCAAAUGUGCAGAUUUGAAUGUAGGUGCUCGUCAGAUUUUUACCUUUCCCCAAAUAUUGUCACACAGUCCUUGGCUCAAAUCCUGCUCCCAUCCCACAAGCAUUUUAAAAUGUUGAUUUUGAGGUAAAAUUAACAUUUUGAAAUGUGUAUUUUGAGAGCGAAUACAUUCAAACAUAUUUACAAUUUUCAACACAAACUUGUGUAAGUUUUUUUAAUGUUGCAGAUUAAUGCAAAUAACAGGAUCAAAAGUCCUUGUGGAAAUGGCACAUGUGAAAAUGGCAUGGACUGAGAGUAGUAGACUAAUUCCUCCAUCCCUGCCCGGAAGUUUUCCCUCUCUUCAAAUACCUCCAGAUUUGUUGGUUGUUCAGAGGGACAUUUUCCCAAGUCAACGAGGUGACAGCCAUCAAAACUGAAAUAUUUUGAAAUAGAUUGUUGGAGCUUCUUUGUCAAGGAUUAUUUCUUUGUGGGUUCUAAAUCAUCUACAAAGCCCUAUUGUUCAAGCAUACCAGAUGUCACACACGGAAUGUUUGCAUUCAGUAUACAUGAUAUUGUUAGACUUGCACACAGUGGAGGCUGAGGCAGGUGAGGCCCUGCUACACCAAUCCCAAUCUGCCCCCAGCCCGCCCCCAAGCUUCUUGCCUUCUUACAACCAGUCCAACAGGCGGCGGUGGUACCUGUCAGCUUCCUCCUCCUCCUUAAUCACAUGGUUGCCCUUGAAGAACUCAGCAGGAAAGAGGAUGGGAGCAAAUCUAGAAUUAGUUGGCCACACCUAUCAUUGGCUCUGGCUCCACCUAGUGUUGGGCUGUCUGCAUUCUGCCCCACCAGUCCCAAUGGGCACCAGCCCCCACUGCUUGUGCAUGAUGUUCUAAUGCAGGGGUGGCCAACUCCCAAGAGACAGCAAUCUACUCACAGAGUUAAAAACUGGCAGUGAUCUACCCCAUUUUGUGGGGUUCAGGUCAAAGUUGUUGAGAUUUUUUUUAGGGAGGAGGAAAGCCCCCCUUUUUUAAGGGAAGCCAAAGUUGUUGAGCUUCUUUGGGGGGAACCGGUCAUCUACCAGUGAUCUACCACAGACAUCCGGUGAUCUACCAGUAGAUCACGAUCUACCUGUUGGACAUGCCUGUUCUAAUGGAUCAUAUCGUACCAGCUUUUUUUGCUCCUAAAGCUUUUCAAAAGUGUAGUUGAUGCACACGGGUAACACUUCAUGCAUCCAAUGAAGUGGGAUCUAAGUCCCUGAAAAGUUUAUUCUACAAUAAAGCUGAUGCUACAAGACCCUUUGCUGGUUAUACUGCAACUAAAACAGUCACUAUUAUACAGAAAAGCCAUACUUGAAACAUGAAUGCAUCAUUCAGAACUUAAUAAGGUAGGCACGUCUUUUGUGCUUGAAUAUCCAUUCCAGAAAAGACAAUACAUUUUGAGCAGCAGCCUUAGGACAUUUAUAGUGGUGCGUUUACUCCAGCGGUUCAUGUGGACGGAAUCCGCAUUUGAGAGCAUUUAGGACAACGUGUUCUUGAGAAUGCGUUCUAAGGUUGUUAAUGCAACCUAUUUGCAAGCCACCUCUCUCUGCAUGGAAACAUAUAUCCUUCUAUCACACGAUCCAGGGCCACACACUUCAAGAGCACAGUAAUUAUGGGACAAGUUACUGUGGGAGUAACCAUUUCAUCACUUGAAUGAGCCAUCAGCAAAGGAGUAGAUGGAGAAAAACUGUGCUUUCCAAUAACAGGGCGCAAGCUAAUGUUAUUAGCUUACAGAUGAGGUUGAGUGCUGGUUUGUAAUUGUACAUUUGCAAAGAACUCCUGCUUUGUUUAUGAGAAUUAAAUAAAUAAAAAUGUUUCUUUUUUUAUGACCGAAAUAAAAACUCCUUCAUGUUUCAAUCUGAAAUGCAAAAAAAAGUUAAUGGGUUUUUCCAGGUGAUCAAUUUAUAAGAGCCUAGUAAGUGUAUGUUAUAACACAUUUGUUCCAGCAAGGUGUGUAUGUGUGUGAGUAUGCAUGUGUAAGAGAGAGGGGGGUUAAGAAUUGUAUCAAAUAUCCAAUGUUUAAUUAGAGAAUAUUCCAUGGAUCAUCAAUAUCAAAAAUAUUGUAAAAUCUGUACUCAUGCCACCUUUUCUAUAUACUUACCAUGUCCAUGCUGUGUAUUUCCCCUUCCCCUUGGUUUUUCUCCUUUUCUCAAAGAUGUAUACCUGCUAAAUAAGAAAUAACCAGUUGAGACAGGGAGAGAGGGAGAGGGAACAUACCCUAACAUAAGGGGAUGGGGCAU
This is a messenger RNA of Zootoca vivipara (common lizard), 10598 nucleotides long. It is a transcript of the gene NTN3, whose product is annotated as netrin 3. The record is from RefSeq and is a predicted model, not a curated record. Gene Ontology annotation, biological process: animal organ morphogenesis; dendrite development; motor neuron axon guidance. Gene Ontology annotation, cellular component: basement membrane. Gene Ontology annotation, molecular function: protein binding. Lineage: Eukaryota; Metazoa; Chordata; Lepidosauria; Squamata; Lacertidae.